CAUAGAGGAGAUGAGGGAGGACCUGCUCCUUGGCUUUUUGCUUCUGGGACUGCUUUGGGAAGCUCCAGUUGUGUCUUCAGGGCCUGGGAAAGAGCUCUCCGUGGUGUGGGCCCAGGAGGGAGCUCCCGUCCAUCUUCCCUGCAGCCUCAAAUCCCCCAACCUGGAUCCUAACUUUCUACGAAGAGGAGGGGUCAUCUGGCAACACCAACCAGACAGUGGCCAACCUACUCCCAUCCCGGCCCUUGACCUUCACCAGGGGAUGCCCUCGCCUAGACAACCCGCACCCGGUCGCUACACGGUGCUGAGCGUGGCUCCAGGAGGCCUGCGCAGCGGGAGGCAGCCCCUGCAUCCCCACGUGCAGCUGGAGGAGCGCGGCCUCCAGCGCGGGGACUUCUCUCUGUGGUUGCGCCCAGCUCUGCGCACCGAUGCGGGCGAGUACCACGCCACCGUGCGCCUCCCGAACCGCGCCCUCUCCUGCAGUCUCCGCCUGCGCGUCGGCCAGGCCUCGAUGAUUGCCAGUCCCUCAGGAGUCCUCAAGCCAUCUGAUUGGGUCCUUUUGAACUGCUCCUUCAGCCGUCCUGACCGCCCAGUCUCUGUGCACUGGUUCCAGGGCCAGAGCCGAGUGCCUGUCUACAACUCACCGCGUCAUUUUUUAGCUGAAACUUUCCUGUUACUGCCCCAAGUCAGCCCCCUGGACUCUGGAACCUGGGGCUGUGUUCUCACCUACAGAGAUGGCUUCAAUGUCUCCAUCACGUACAACCUCAAGGUUCUGGGUCUGGAGCCCGUAGCCCCUCUGACAGUGUACGCUGCUGAAGGUUCUANGGUGGAGCUGCCCUGUCAUUUGCCCCCAGGAGUGGGGACCCCUUCUUUGCUCAUUGCCAAGUGGACUCCUCCUGGAGGAGGUCCNGAGCUUCCCGUGGCUGGAAAGAGUGGCAAUUUUACCCUUCACCUUGAGGCUGUGGGUCUGGCGCAGGCUGGGACCUACACCUGUAGCAUCCAUCUGCAGGGACAGCAGCUCAAUGCCACUGUCACAUUGGCGGUCAUCACAGGUCAGCCACAGUUGCUACUGAGAAGAUUUUCUGCCUUAGAACAUGGGAUUCAGCCAUUUCCGGCUCAGAGGAAGAUAGAGGAGCUGGAGGGAGAACUGGAGACGGAGAUGGGACAGGAGACAGAGCCCGAGCCCGAGCCGGAGCCACAGCCGGAGCCAGAGCCCAGGCAGCUCUGACCUGGAGCCGAGGAGCCAGCAGGUCUCAGCAGCUCCGC
Messenger RNA from Mus caroli (Ryukyu mouse), 1263 nucleotides. The record is from RefSeq and is a predicted model, not a curated record. Lineage: Eukaryota; Metazoa; Chordata; Mammalia; Rodentia; Muridae.